Thunnus maccoyii (southern bluefin tuna) is the source of this 1400-nucleotide messenger RNA. RefSeq names its product coiled-coil domain-containing protein 89. The record is from RefSeq and is a predicted model, not a curated record. The transcript is spliced from 7 exons. NCBI's taxonomy places the organism in Eukaryota, Metazoa, Chordata, Actinopteri, Scombriformes, Scombridae. Bases 95 to 1270 code for a protein of 391 amino acids.
GUUAUAAGCCCGACACCGCCACCGUGCGGCCGAGCAGCGGCACCGACACUUCACCUGCCGCAGCAUCUAAAUCAGGGGAGAGGACGGUUCAAAGAUGGUUGCCAAUAGUGACCACGCAACUGAAACUUGGAGAUUAUCUUUCCACGAAAAGAAUAACCCAGGCUUGAAGGGAAAAAUAGUUUGUCUUUCUUUGCUUUUUCUUAUCAUGACAACGCCACAGAGAAAUACAGAAAACUUGGUGAAGGCAGAGGGCAACAACACGGAGCAUAUGGACAGUAUUCAGAAGUUACUGGAGAAACUUCGGAGCCUUCCCACAGAGGAUAAAACAGAGACAGAGAUGCUGCAGUUCAGGAUAGAUGAACAGUCAAGUUUGAUUUGCUUACUGAAACAAAGAGCAGAUGAGCUGCUUCUCCGAUGUCAAGCCCUACAGACAAUCAAUACAGAGCUGGAGGACCAAGUAACGGGCUGUCAGAAAGAACUGGACAGCGAAAGAAAGAAAGCAGAGAUUAUAGAAGGAAGAUUUAUGGAUUUAGCUGCCAACAAUCAAGCAAUUAUUGCUUUCAUGGAUGAGUACAAAAGUCAGAAUGCACAGUUAAAGCUGGAAAACAAGCAGCUGCAGUCAGAAAAUGAAUCACUUUUCUCCCAAAAACUACAAGAUAAAGAGGUGGUUGUUCAAAAACUUAUGCAAGAAGUCAAACUGCUAUCAGAGAAAUACACAAAUAAGGAAAAUGAAUAUCGGGAGAAAUUAGCUGAAUGUGAGUCAAAACUCUUGGAACAAGCAGCAAAGCAUCAAGCCAAAGAGGCAUCACUAUGUGAAAAAUUGCAUAAUGCUCAGAAACAGCGUGGAGAUGCUGCACAGAGGUGCAAAGACCUGAAGCUGCAGCUACAAAACACUGAAGAGGAGCAUGCUUUGAAGGAAAUCAACAUGAGAGAAAGCAUAACAAGCCUCACCAAAGAGAAAGACAAAUUAUUGUGUCUUUCUGUGGAAAGAGGGAAAGUAAUACAGGAGAAACAAGAGGAAAUGCAGCAGCUGGAGAGAAAAUGUAAAGAAGAGAAAAAAGCCCGGGCCAGAGCAGAGGGCAGGUUUGAACAAGAAGCAGAAGCUGUUAACGCAGAUGUAAAAGUGAAGUCUCUUCAAUGUGCCCUUGAUGAAUUCCGGACAAAGUAUGAGAAGCUAAAUAAGGAUUUUGAAGCUUUCAAAGAACACAGCACCAACCUUCUUACUCAGGAAAGGGAGUUAAAUAAGAAACUCCGCCACAUGAUGGGCUAAACUUAAGUAUUAUUUAAGUGUUGUUUUCUCACCAGUGUGACUUAAUUAAAACAAGUCACUUUCACCAGAAAAUGUUUCCACACUGACAGUACUUACAAUGGAAGGAAGGAAAUAAAACAUGACAAAACGA